ACCUGAAACUUGGUAAAAAAGUUAAUGAAGGUAAAACGAAAGAAGUGUACGAGCUGCCAGACAUUCCGGGAUGUGUUCUCAUGCAGUCAAAAGACCAAAUAACAGCGGGAAAUGCAGCCAGGAAGGACCGAAUGGAAGGGAAGGCUGCCAUUUCCAAUACAACAACUAGCUGUGUGUUUCAGUUGCUUCAAGAAGCUGGAAUCAAAACAGCUUUUGUCAGGAAACAGAGUGACACAGCUUUCAUAGCAGCUCACUGUGAAAUGAUUCCAAUUGAAUGGGUGUGCAGAAGAAUUGCUACUGGCUCCUUCCUCAAAAGAAACCCUGGUGUCAAAGAAGGAUACAAGUUUUACCCACCCAAAAUUGAGAUGUUUUACAAGGAUGAUGCUAAUAAUGAUCCACAAUGGUCUGAGGAGCAGAUAAUUGAAGCAAAAUUCUGUUUUGCUGGACUUACUAUUGGGCAGACUGAAGUGGAUAUUAUGUCUCGUUCUACUCAAGCUAUUUUUGAGAUCCUGGAAAAAUCAUGGCAGCCCCAAAACUGCACUCUAGUAGACCUGAAGAUUGAAUUUGGUGUUAAUAUUCUGACAAAAGAAAUUGUUCUUGCUGAUGUUAUUGAUAAUGAUUCAUGGAGACUGUGGCCAUCAGGAGACAGAAGCCAGCAGAAGGACAAACAGUCCUACCGGGACCUGAAAGAAGUGACUCCUGAAGCACUGCAAAUGGUUAAGAGAAACUUUGAAUGGGUUGCAGAAAGAGUAGAGUUACUUCUGAAAACAAGGAGCCAAGGUAGAGUUGUGGUGUUGAUGGGAUCUCCUUCUGACCUCAGUCACUGUGAAAAAAUAAAAAAGGCAUGUGCAACUUUUGGAAUUCCUUGUGAGUUAAGAGUGACUUCUGCUCACAAAGGGCCAGAUGAAACCCUGAGGAUUAAAGCAGAAUAUGAAGGAGAUGGAAUCCCAACAGUGUUUGUUGCAGUAGCUGGCAGAAGCAAUGGUUUAGGGCCAGUAAUGUCUGGUAACACUGCUUACCCAGUUGUCAACUGUCCUCCACUGUCAGCUGACUGGGGUACUCAGGAUGUGUGGUCCUCCCUUAGACUACCCAGUGGUCUUGGGUGUCCUACUACUCUGUCACCUGAAGGAGCUGCCCAGUUUGCUGCCCAGAUAUUUGGAUUAAACAACCACUUGGUGUGGGCCAAACUGCGAUCAAACAUGCUAAACACCUGGAUCUCCUUGAAGCAGGCUGACAAAAAACUUCGAGAGUGCACCUUGUAACUUUCAAUAGUUACGCAAAGAUAAUAGUGUGCAUAUUCGUUCAUAUUAGGAUUUACACUUGGAUGAGCUCAAAAGUCCUGCAUCCUUUCUUGCAGAAGAAAGCAUUGUUAGAGCAGCAGAUGAAGUCUGCUGCAUCCUCAUCCUUCCCUUGUGUAUUUUUUUUAAUAUAAC
Phaethon lepturus (White-tailed tropicbird) is the source of this 1433-nucleotide messenger RNA. It is a transcript of the gene PAICS, whose product is annotated as phosphoribosylaminoimidazole carboxylase, phosphoribosylaminoimidazole succinocarboxamide synthetase. The annotation marks the transcript as partial. The record is from RefSeq and is a predicted model, not a curated record. NCBI's taxonomy places the organism in Eukaryota, Metazoa, Chordata, Aves, Phaethontiformes, Phaethontidae. Gene Ontology annotation, molecular function: phosphoribosylaminoimidazolesuccinocarboxamide synthase activity. Gene Ontology annotation, biological process: 'de novo' IMP biosynthetic process. The transcript is spliced from 8 exons.